AUGUCAGAUGCAGUUUUGGGCACUGGCCCGGAUGCGCUCGACGAGACGUUGGGGCGUCUUUCCAAAAAGGCAGGCGUGAGGGCAACCAUUGCUCUAGACCGCGCCUCUGGGGCCAUUCUCAAGACCAGCGGCCAGGUCGGCUCAAUUCGGACGACAAAGCCAUCAGGAUCAUCGGUGCCCGCUGCUGGGUCGUUCACUAACGAGGGCGAUGGAAGCGGCCCCAACCAUGACCAGGGCACCGAGGAACUGGCAUCAAUGGUGUGGAAUUUUGUCAACACCGCUGGAAGCCUUGUGCAGGAACUCGACACCGAGGAUGAAGUGAAGUUGUUGCGGUUGCGAACCAAGAAGCAGGAGUUUGUCAUCGUUCCCGAUGCAAAAUAUCUGUUGAUUGUAAUCCACGACACCACAGUCUGA
This is a messenger RNA of Chaetomium fimeti, 414 nucleotides long. RefSeq lists its product as uncharacterized. The record is from RefSeq and is a predicted model, not a curated record. Gene Ontology annotation, molecular function: dynein intermediate chain binding. Gene Ontology annotation, biological process: microtubule-based movement. Gene Ontology annotation, cellular component: cytoplasmic dynein complex; cytoplasm. Lineage: Eukaryota; Fungi; Ascomycota; Sordariomycetes; Sordariales; Chaetomiaceae. The coding region runs from base 1 to 414 and encodes 137 amino acids. The transcript has 3 exons.